Pistacia vera is the source of this 1575-nucleotide messenger RNA. Its product is annotated as GDP-mannose transporter GONST3-like. Gene Ontology annotation, cellular component: Golgi apparatus. Gene Ontology annotation, molecular function: antiporter activity; GDP-fucose transmembrane transporter activity. The transcript has 2 exons. Lineage: Eukaryota; Viridiplantae; Streptophyta; Magnoliopsida; Sapindales; Anacardiaceae. The record is from RefSeq and is a predicted model, not a curated record. Bases 84 to 1226 code for a protein of 380 amino acids.
UUCAUCCCAGAUUUCUUAUUUGGAGGCAAUUUCAGGCUGCCAGAUCCGCGAACCAACGGCGAAGCUACCCGGUUAAAUCACAAAUGUUCCGGCAACAGAUGUCUAAUGAUGAGGAGAACCCACAAGUUGGCAAAACUUCAAAUGGUUCACAAGCUUCAUCUCUGACCAAUCAAAUCCAAGUGACCUGGUAUAAUGCCUUACUUCAGCAAGCUUCCAUCUAUGGUGUAGCUGCCGGGUAUUGCCUCUCAGCUUCUUUGCUCUCCAUUAUCAACAAAUGGGCUGUCAUGAAAUUUCCUUAUCCAGGGGCACUAACUGCUUUACAGUACUUCACAAGUGCAGCCGGUGUCGUCCUUUGUGGGCACUUCAAGUUCAUAGAGCAUGAUGCACUUGACCUUUUGACCAUGUGGCGGUUUCUACCAGCAGCCAUUAUAUUUUACCUCUCACUUUUCACUAACAGUGAGCUCCUCCUCCAUGCCAAUGUUGACACUUUUAUCGUCUUUCGUUCAGCCGUUCCCAUCUUUGUAGCAGUAGGAGAGACCCUCUUUUUGCACCAACCAUGGCCAGCGAUCAAGACAUGGAUCUCACUUGCUACCAUCUUUGGAGGAAGUGUGAUUUAUGUUCUAACAGAUUACCAGUUCACUGUCAUGGCAUAUAGCUGGGCUUUAGCUUACUUGGUAAGCAUGUCGAUAGACUUUGUUUACAUAAAGCAUGUGGUAAUGACAAUUGGUUUGAAUACAUGGGGUCUUGUUCUGUACAAUAAUCUUGAGGCUCUCCUACUGUUUCCUUUGGAGCUACUUAUUAUGGGGGAGUUGAAAAAAAUAAAGCAUGAAAUCUCGGAUGAGUCAGAUUGGCACUCUUUUGAGGUGGUUUUGCCUGUGGGGUUAUCAUGUUUGUUUGGUUUGGCAAUAUCUUUCUUCGGGUUUUCUUGUCGAAGGGCAAUUUCUGCAACAGGCUUUACAGUUCUCGGUAUAGUGAAUAAGUUGUUGACUGUUGUGAUUAAUUUGGUUAUUUGGGAUAAACAUUCAACAUGGGUGGGAACAGUUGGACUUUUGAUUUGUAUGCUAGGUGGUGUUAUGUAUCAGCAAUCUACUAGCAAUAAACCCAAGGCUGUGACAGAAACUAAGGCACAAGAGAGUGAAGAGGAACAACAGAAGCUACUUGAAAUGCAGAACACAGAAAGCAACAAUAUCGAGAAGAAAGUAAAAGAGUCAGAAGAAGAUAAAUGAGAGAGCUUCUAUAGAAGGCAACAUUAUUUGAUGCUUUGCCAUUGUGUUUUUGAAGCCAUUCCUGGGUCCAGAGUUGUUAUUAGUAUGUUCUUGGAAUGGCGGCAAUUUUUAUCCAAGCAACUAUCUGCGCAUGAGCAGAAUACUUCCUUACCAAAGAGAAAGGUUCAGAGGUGGUUCACAUAUGGCAAAUUGGUGAUAAUAUCCCCUGGAUCAAGAAUACUGCAAUUUGUAUUACAUUCAUAGUUGAUUUUUGAUUUUUACAUCCAAGCAGAACCAGGUUGGGAUGUUUUGUUCUUUUGUUUGUGUUACUGUAACACUUAAUUCGUUCAAACAGUCUUAGUAGAGUGCA